AGGGCCGACAAGGCUGCGCUUCCUACCUGGUAGCAAAGCAUCUCCACGCUGGGCGCUGGGCGGGCUCCGGCAGCAGACCUCAGUCAGUCCCUAUUGGUCAGGACCGUGGUUCUCACGGUGCGGUCCUGGACCAGCAGCGUCCGCCUCACCUGGGCACCUGUUAGAAAUGCUAAUUCUCUGGGUCACACCCAGACCUCCCCGUGGGAAACGAUGGAGGUGGGUGAGGCCUAGCGCUUUGUGUUUUAACGAGCUCUCCAGGUGCUUCUGAGGAGCGAAGAGGAGGAAAGAGUGGAGGAACGGAAUGGGGCUGAUGAGACACCUCCCGUUGCCCCUUCCCAGGCUUCAUAACCGCCCGCUGUGGGCGGCCGGCCCUCAGCUGCUCGGCCCCCGCCCCGCAUCAUGAAUCGCAGCCGCACUAGCAGCACCUCCGAAAAGGCGACACUGGCCUUGCUCUGGGGCUGUGAGCUGAGCCAGGAGAAGCCGACUUGGACCUUCAGACCCCGGAAGGUGGGGGAGCAGGACUGUAUGCUGCUCCUUAGUACGAUUUGCCUGGGGGAGAAAGCCAAAGAGGAGAUGAACCUCGUGGAGAUCCUGCCCCCAGCAAGCCAGGACGACAGAAAGAGGAAGCCCAUCACCCUGGCCUCUCUUCGGGCCUCCGUCCUCCCCAUGGUUGUCCUGGCGGGAUUGGAGCUUUCUCCUCCUGUCACGUUCCAGCUCCGGGCUGGCUCUGGACCCGUGUUCCUCUGUGGCCAGGAAUGUUAUGACCAAUCCUGGGAGGAAGAGGAGGGGGAGGAGGAGGAAGAAGAGGAGGAGGAAGAAGAGGAGGAGGAGGAAGAAGAUGAUGACGACGAAGACACAGAUGUGUCCCUGGAGAAGGAGACCCCUGUCAAACAAGUCAAGAGGCUGGCGCCCCAGAAGCACACAAGCGUUGCCAAGAAAAAAAAGGUGGAAAAAGAGGAGGUGGCAGUGAGAUACCAUCCUAAAGACAGGAGCCCUGUGGGAAAGGCCAAAACCACACCCAGACCUAAAAAGCCAGGAUUUAAGAAAUGAGGAGCCAGGAGUGGCCUGGCCACAGUGACAGAGGGAGGGCCCGUGAGACCACCGUGCUGAGUCUGAAUGUCAUGGACGUGUUGGGGGCGACACAAGAGCUCCUCACCCCAACUAUCGGUUGCAGCAGGACCUGGAGGGAAGAGCCCCGACCUCUCAGACCCACAAUAAAGUUUGCUUUGCUAGGACCUUGUUGCAGCAGCUGUCUCUCCCUUCCCCGGGAGCUGUCCUUGCCGGCUGCAGUGAGCCCGUGAGCCCGGCAGAGGGCAGCCGUGUGCCAGCACACCCUGGC
Delphinapterus leucas (beluga whale) is the source of this 1339-nucleotide messenger RNA. It is a transcript of the gene NPM2, whose product is annotated as nucleophosmin/nucleoplasmin 2. NCBI's taxonomy places the organism in Eukaryota, Metazoa, Chordata, Mammalia, Artiodactyla, Monodontidae. The record is from RefSeq and is a predicted model, not a curated record. Gene Ontology annotation, biological process: positive regulation of DNA replication; chromatin remodeling. Gene Ontology annotation, cellular component: cytoplasm; nucleolus; nucleoplasm. Gene Ontology annotation, molecular function: RNA binding; histone binding; chromatin binding.